CCCGGCCGCGCGCGCGAGGGAUCGGCGGAGCUCUCGCGCCCGGUCCGGGUGGUGGCGAUGGGGCAGUGCCUGUCGUGGGCGCUGGGCCUCCUCCUGCCGUCGCUGUGGGAGGCCGAGGUCGCCAUCUCCGCCACGGCGCUGCUGAUCGCCGCGCUCGUCCUCUUCCUCCUGACGUCGGAACAGCACGCCACCAAGGCCACGGCCGGCGGCGACGGCGGCAGAAGCAACUCGCCAGGCUCCUCCUCAUCGCAUCCCUCUGCGGCCGCAGCCUGCCACCGUGAUGCCGGGCGGCGCGGCCGGAGCGGCGCCAGGGGCAAAGCGCCGCUCUCCGAAAUCUCUUGCGCCCCGGGCGCCGGCGGCUACGUCAUCAAGGUAACUGCCGCUCCGAGUUUAUCCACAGCAUUGCAGAGACACCCAUCUCGAUCGACCCCAUUGGCAACUCUGAUCGAUGUGCCGAUUGCAUUUGCAACGCACCUGUUGUUCUUGACGUGUUCGUCUGUGGGCUGUCAGCUGGAGCUGCUCUCUGCCAAGUACCUGAUCGGCGCCAACUUGGACGGCAGCUCCGAUCCCUUCGCCGUCAUCUCCUGCGGCGAGCAGAAGCGCUUCAGUUCCAUGGUGCCCAGCCCGAGAAACCCUCUGUGGGGAGAGGAGUUCAACUUCCUGGUCGAUCAACUCCCUGUAGAGGUAACCAUAACUAUAUAUGAUUGGGAUACUGCAUGCAAAUGCAAAGUUAUUGGAUCUGUAACUAUAGCUGUUCUCAGUGAAGACGAAACUGGGGCUAGUUGGUAUGAACUGGACAGCAAAUUUGGUCAGAUCUGCUUGCGUCUUCGUUCAACUAAAGCAUUCCCAGAUUCUGAUAGCUCCUUUGAAGAAUUUACUGGAGCUGAGUCCCCAAGAAAGAUGAUACUGAAGAAGCAACACCGAGAGAUGAUUGAAGGCAUUGGUCCUCUGCAAACCAUAUAUAAACUUCCUCAUGAUGAAAUUGUUCACCAAAGUUACUCCUGUGCUCUGGAGAGGUGUCUCUUGUACCAUGGCCGUAUGUACAUCUCUCAAUGGCAUCUGUGCUUCCGCUCUAACGUAUUCUCCAAACAAUUGAAUGUGAUUAUUCCAUUACAGGACAUAGACGAGAUAAAAAGAAGCCAGCAUUCUCUUAUCAACCCAGCCAUUACUAUUUUUCUUAAUGCUGGUGCAGGUGGACAUGGAACACCUCGUUCAUGCAGUCAAAAUGGAAGGAUUAGGUAUACCUUCGCAUCAUUCUGGAGUAGAAACCGUACAUUUAGAGCUCUAGAGACCGCAUUACAAAGUUAUGAAGCAACCUUGGAAGCUGAAAAACAGGUGAGAGCACAUGUACUUCUUCAAAACGAAAGUAACAGCGUACUCGGUAGCAAGACAGACAGCAUAAAGACACCAGAAAAAAACAUUGAGAAGUCAACAUUGCAGCCUUUCAUCAACGAACAUGUUCUUGCAGAUGUAACCAGUAAGUUCUUCCCUGGUACAACGGAGAAGUUUUUCAGUACAAUAUUGGGUGACAAUUCAAUGUUUUUCCAGCAAUACCGAGAUGCAAGAAAAGAUACAGACUUGAAGCUGAGCAAGUGGUGUGCCUCAGAAGAGUACGGUGGCAGGGUUCGUGAAGUAACGUUCAGGUCACAAUGCCACAGUCCUUUGUGUCCUCCAGACACCGCGGUGACAGAAUGGCAGCAUGCUUCUUUCUCAAAGGAUAAGAGAAACUUGAUAUAUGAGACGAAGCACCAGGCACAUGAUGUUCCUUUUGGUUCUUACUUUGAGAUCCACUGCAGGUGGUCAUUAACAACCUCCAGUUCAACAUGUCAAAUAAAUAUAAAGAUCGGGGUAAACAUGAAGAAAUGGUGCAUAUUACAAUCCAGAAUAAAAUCUGGAGCAACUGAUGAGUACAGGAGAGAAGUUUGCAAGAUUUUGGAGGCUGCUUGUGAUUAUUUCCUCAAAUCUGAAUCAAAUAUCCAUGACAGUGAUGAGAUUGUGAUGGCAUCUUCACCGUGAAAACAUGCAUAUGAAAAUCACAUAGAGAGUGCCA
Molecule: messenger RNA, 2050 nt
Organism: Panicum virgatum (switchgrass)
Lineage: Eukaryota; Viridiplantae; Streptophyta; Magnoliopsida; Poales; Poaceae
Product: BAG-associated GRAM protein 1-like
Exons: 16
Coding region: 58-2016 (652 amino acids)
Source: RefSeq, a predicted model, not a curated record